Messenger RNA from Panonychus citri (citrus red mite), 2901 nucleotides. Its product is annotated as calcitonin gene-related peptide type 1 receptor-like. The transcript is spliced from 9 exons. Gene Ontology annotation, cellular component: plasma membrane. Gene Ontology annotation, molecular function: G protein-coupled peptide receptor activity. Gene Ontology annotation, biological process: cell surface receptor signaling pathway; adenylate cyclase-modulating G protein-coupled receptor signaling pathway. The coding region runs from base 772 to 2538 and encodes 588 amino acids. NCBI's taxonomy places the organism in Eukaryota, Metazoa, Arthropoda, Arachnida, Trombidiformes, Tetranychidae. The record is from RefSeq and is a predicted model, not a curated record.
UCUCACUUUGAUAAGGUGAAUAUCUUUUUAUUUUGUUACUUUGAUUGCAAUUUACUUUUACCUUGUUAAUUGUUGAUCUUUUAAUUGAUUGUUACUCAUUUGUCAGUUUGUAAGUUUUAUCAAUGUGAAUAUCUAUUGGAUUUUUUAUUUGCUUUAAUUGUUUCUUUUUUUUCUGUGACAAUUGUUGAUUGAUAUGAUUUUGAAUUCUGUUCGUUGGAGCUGUUGGAGUUACCAUGUAAUUAAGUUAUACUUGAGUUUAUCUUAUCUUUUAAUCUUAUCAAAAGUAAUUAAUUCUUAAUUUGAUUGCUUCUAUUUAGUUUUUACAUUGUUAUACUAUCACAUAGACACACACAAAUUCAUUUCAGUGAUCAAUUGUUUGUCAUGUACCCUAAUCACCUUUCAAUCACCUUUCAAUCAGUUUUUCAUCUUUUACUUUGGUCAUCAUCAUAUCUAUUAUUUCAAUUCAAUUUUCCAUCAUUGUAAUAUCUUCAUCAUCAUCACCACCAUUAUCAUCGUCAUCAUCAUGGUGUCAUCAUUUUCAGGCUCAUCAAUCUUGACCAUGUUACCAUCAUCAUCAUCAUCAUCAUCAUCAUAACUAUUUAUGAAACUUUAACCAUCAUUGGUUAUCCAUUUUUUUUUGUCCAUCAUCUCUGUCCAUCUUUAAAACAACAAUAUCUUCAUUGGCCUAUUUACUUCAAUUUUCAUAUUGUCUACAUCAUCUUCCACCAUCUUUGAUCAUUGAAUUGAAUUUAUUUUUUCAACCUUCUUAUUAUGGCUCCAUUUAGAUUGGAUAAUCAACUAACCGCCAUUUUAACAGCCAUAAUUUUACCUUUGCUUCCGAUCCAAGUUGUUUCUGUUAACUCAGAAAUAACUAACGAUAAUAUUUACUGCCGAACCGAAAUUGGCUCAUAUUUAGCUUUGGAUAUUUACAAAUUAGAUACUUGUGCUCGUUGUUACAAUUAUAUGCCAGCCUGGGCCUUUAAAAAUAAACUUCAAUAUAUUACUCAUGGGAUUUUAUAUGAUAACCUUGAAAAUCGGACAGUUUUGUCCAAUGAAACGGUUUACCUUGGUUCAACCUUCCUGACACCACCAAUGUAUCAAAAAUGGCAAGAUUGUUGCAGUAAAGCAGUUGAUUGUUGCCUUAAAUAUUUAAGAUAUGACAAGAGAUGGGAAAAUCAAUCUAAAUAUGGUACCAAUAAAUCAGAUUCGUGUCCAGUUACCUGGGAUGGUUGGUCUUGUUGGCCUCAACCCGCUGACCCAGGGACAGUUGUUGAAAUUGAAUGUCCAGAUCAUAUAUAUUGGAAUGAUGUUUGGGCCCCACCUUGUCGAGGGUCAGCAACAAAGGCUUGCAGUCCAUCCGGAAGUUGGUUCAAAUUGGGUGAAGGUGAAUGGAGCAAUUAUACCAAUUGUGCUAGAGAAGACAUUUUUUUAAGACGAAAUCGUUACCUAAUUUUUACUCAUUUAACUUCAGUUGCGUUUAUAAUUCCCGCUCUUUCUAUUUUCUUAUAUUAUCGACAAUUGUCUCAAACCAAUCGAGUUAAAAUUCAUGUCCAUCUAUUGAUUUCCCUGUUGUCAUAUUCAAUUCUUAUGUCAUUACUAAUUCUCAAUAUGAUCAAUGGAUCAACGGAGACAAUUUAUGAUUCAAAUGAAAUUGAUUCGAAAAAUAUAUCAUCAAGUGCACAAAAAUCAUCAAUAAUUUCGAUCUCAUCAUCAUCUAAAAUAAAGACUGGUCAGUUUCGUCUUGGGACAAUUUACUGUCUAUUCCUUUCCGUGUUGGUCAAAUAUUUUAGAUCGACAACUUAUUUUUGGAUGUUCAAUGAGGCCUUUUACCUUCAUCAAUUAAUGGCCCGAGUAUUUGCCACUCCACACAUGAAAAGUUUAAUCAGUUUGGCCUAUGGUGUCCCCCUGUUGACCAAUACCUCUUAUAUUAUUGUCCGAUCCAUUUCUAGUUACUCUUCAGGGUCUCAAGGGUCAAGUCGUGAUUCAUCUGGAAAUGUGAUCAAUAUUCCCGAUAAUCAAUUGUCCGUUCAAGGUGAUAUCUGUUGGCUUCUUCCGUCUCCCAGUGCAUGGCAAGAGUGGAUCAUCAAUGCUCCAAACUUGUCAAUUCUUGUGAUAAACUUCAUCUUCCUCAUCUCGGUUUUACGAGAAAUAUGUGCCAAAGCCGCAGCGACACCCGCUUCGUCCACUUCGACACCUUCGCCCCACCAGAUCCGUCGGAAUCUAUUAAGAGUUCCCACCUCUCCCGAAAAGGCUCCGAUCACCAGGGCCAGUUUUCUAGUUUCCCUGCGAGCGGCAAGUUUACUUUUACCGCUCUAUGGACUUCACUAUCUAUUCAUUGUUUAUCGUCCAGAUACCAGUGUUUGCUGGUUAUCAGAAUCAUAUCAUUAUGCUUCAAUUACACUGGAUGGAUUACAGGGAACAAUUGUCUCAAUACUUUACUGUUUCCUAAAUAACGAAGUUCGAGCUCAUCUGAAAAGAUCAUUUUUCAAGCGACAAGAUCAAACCAUCAAUUUUACGGAAAUCGUAGCCACUCAUUGAGACAUUAAAUUGGAAAAUUGGGAAACCGCAACAAUGGCCCAUUCGCAUCUUGAAAGUUAAUGAUGAUAAUGAUAACCAAUGGGUCAGAAUUUGUCGAUAUCGAUAUUGUAUAAUCCGCAAACUUGAACCUGGAAUUAUAUAAUCAUUAGAACUGUAAAUCGAAUUGUAAAUUGAACAGAGAAUCGAUUACAAAUCAAUCACAUGUUGGCCUUUUGUUUUUGUUUGUUUACAAACAGAAAAUGUAAUCAAAAUGAUGUUCGAUUACAAUUAAAGGUUACAAAAACGUUAAUUUAAUCAACAAAUUGAAAUCAACAAAUUAACAAUGAAAAGCAAAACUGAUUACAAUUAAAUGAAAGGCUUGGA